AUGAAAGUCAAUGACCAUUCACUGGUUUGGCAACCUUUGAAUCUUUGCACUUUUCUUACACUUUACAUCUAUGUUUUUGUAUUUGCGGCUUUAGUAAGAGCCAGACCGGCAGCUAGACAGAGGAGUUACGAUAAUGUGGAUGGAGAUCCUCAUUUUAUGAUAGAGCUGCCAGAGAGAGAGGACGCACUGUGCUUUGACAUCAACGGAUCACCUGGAACCAUCUUGAACCUGGUUAAAGACUCCUCCUCAGGUUUUCUGGUGAACGGGCAACUCGUUGGGAAAAAGCAAAAGAAAGCGAGCGCGAGUGGAGUCAAGACCUACUUUGACCACAUCGGUGUGGACCACCGAGCCCUGGAGGUGAGGCUGGAGGUGACCACUGAGUUCAUCACACUGUCCCAGGACGGUCAACAGGUCAAGCUGCUGUGGUCAGAUCAAGCUUCCCUCAAAGGACCCAGUGUGAAGCUUAAGGUGAUGAACAACAACAGUCUGACCGUGACCAUAAGGGACUACAUCAAGUUUAGGGUGGUCAGGCACACAAAGGUGUGGAGUAAACGGCACUACCAUCAGGAUUAUCUGGGAUUCUACACAUUGGAAAGUCAUCGUAUGUCCCAGGAAGUCCACGGCCUGCUUGGUCAGUUCUAUCAUGGGAUUGGGUUUGAGGUUGGAGAUCAACGUCCAGGAGAGGCUCCUGAGAAACCAGACGCCACCAUGUAUGUCAAAGGACAUCAGCUCAAUGUGACCAGGAGCUGGCAUCAAGACUUCAGGAAGGAUGUGCAGAGCGGAGUGCAUGUUCCCUGCUGGUUCGCUCACAGUAAUGGAACAGGGCUCAUUGACGGGAGUGCUUCAGAUUACAUUGUGUCAGGCCUCUUUAAGACUGACAAGUAGGUAGUAUCAUUGAUUACAUAGCCAGACACUUCAGGCCGGCUAACAGCCUCUCUAUUUCAAUCACCUCUCAGUGGCAGCCCAGGGACCACAGGGAUUGGAGAAGUUCCAUAUCCCUGAUAAAGGGGCCAUUUGGCUAACUUUAAUUUCAGCUACUUAUUGCAUAGGUCUGGUUGAGGAGUUUUAACUGAAGGAGCCACUCAUUGGUACUUAUGAGUUCAGAUCAAGGAUCCAUCUGUAAUCUUUUUACGAUAUUUCUAAACAAGCGUGUUCUCCAUGAUAUCUGAAAUCUUUGGUUGCCUCCAGGGGGAGUUGUUGCUGUAACAAUGGAGGAGGAGAAUUAGGGAUUUAGUAGUAGUACUUAUUCCAACUGUUGAAGUGACGACAUUAAGCCGAUUACCUCAAAGUAUUUUUUUAAUAUUCUCAUAUUAUUUCUAAAUUGUAUAAAAAGGAAAAAUUGUGCCAAAAUCACCUGAUUUUUGAUGUUUGUAAUGCAGCACAAUUAUGCUUCAUUAAGAAAAAAUACAAAACCAAAA
Gadus macrocephalus (Pacific cod) is the source of this 1418-nucleotide messenger RNA. Its product is annotated as inter-alpha-trypsin inhibitor heavy chain H3-like. Bases 1 to 885 code for a protein of 294 amino acids. The record is from RefSeq and is a predicted model, not a curated record. Lineage: Eukaryota; Metazoa; Chordata; Actinopteri; Gadiformes; Gadidae. The transcript is spliced from 6 exons. Gene Ontology annotation, biological process: hyaluronan metabolic process. Gene Ontology annotation, molecular function: serine-type endopeptidase inhibitor activity.